Centruroides sculpturatus (bark scorpion) is the source of this 1072-nucleotide messenger RNA. Its product is annotated as G8 domain-containing protein DDB_G0286311-like. The transcript has 3 exons. Bases 104 to 877 code for a protein of 257 amino acids. NCBI's taxonomy places the organism in Eukaryota, Metazoa, Arthropoda, Arachnida, Scorpiones, Buthidae. The record is from RefSeq and is a predicted model, not a curated record.
UUUACGUGGGAGCUGAAUUGAAAAUUUCUUUUCUGGUCUUUAUUAUAUUCGUUUGCAAUAUAAAGUAAUAUAUUUUUUCUUUCGUAAACACUAAAAGAAAAGGAUGAACUCACUUUUCCAAGUUUUCUUUAUUGGAAUAUGUCUGUGUGUAUAUGGAGAUGAAGAACCAGAUGUAAGAAAUUCAUUUUACAGUAGUAUUAUAUGGAAUCAAAUUCUUAAUAAUGAUAAUAACAGUUUAGAAAAAAUAUUUGAAUCAUUUAUCUCAUCAUUGAGAAGUAUAAAAACAUACAAUUCGAAUAUAAAGAGGUGUUUACCAUCGGGAAGAUCUAAUCAUAUUAUUGAGGAAAGACAAAUGAGUGUAACACCUAUAACAUUUCCAGUAUGGACUAAUCCUAUUGAAACGACUACUUCAACUACUACAACGACAACGACCACUCCUACGACGACAACAACUACUACCCCAACGACAACUCCAACUACGACUAUUACUACUACAACCGCAACAGAGGCGACGCAGACAGCAACACCAACUACCCCCAUCGCGACUACCAAUAUACCUAAAUGUAAAAACUGUGACAUAUUAAUAACCAUAAUCGAUGCAUGCCCAUAUAUUUCUAAGUAUAUUGAAAUUAUUGUAUGUGUUAUAAAUGAAAUUCAUCAAUGUGAUGUCUUUUUAGACAGAAGCAUACGGGAUUUUUUUAAAUGCAUCGACAAUUUUUAUCUAAAUAAUGCCCAAAAUAAUAUAAAUUGUGACGAUGUAAACAAGUUCUUUAAAAAAUUAUUGAAAAAUUAUAAGGAUUUCUUGGAUACUUGGAGGUCUUUAGUAGGAAUUCAGAAAUACUUGUGUUCAAAUUGUCUACUCCUUAAAUGCCAAUAAAUACUGUAGUAUUUCAUUUUUGUUAUCAAUAAUUACAAUUACUGAAAAUUACUGGGGAUGGGAUUAGCAGAUUAAAAUUUGUUGUUAAAAAUCAUUUUUUAUUUGCUAUUAUAAUUGGAAUUUGGUUUCUUCUUAGAUGUAUACAAUAUAAAAGUAGUAAUAAAUAAUAAAGAAAGUUACGUAUAAAUUAAUAAA